This is a messenger RNA of Penicillium nucicola, 1479 nucleotides long. Its product is annotated as putative MFS efflux transporter. Gene Ontology annotation, biological process: transmembrane transport. The coding region runs from base 1 to 1479 and encodes 492 amino acids. Gene Ontology annotation, cellular component: membrane. The record is from RefSeq and is a predicted model, not a curated record. The transcript has a single exon. Gene Ontology annotation, molecular function: transmembrane transporter activity. Lineage: Eukaryota; Fungi; Ascomycota; Eurotiomycetes; Eurotiales; Aspergillaceae.
AUGGCGACCUCGAGUUUCAACGCAUUUCUUGAGAUCGAGAGCACAUCUCGAAUCACCAGUCCGCCACCAGCAGUUCGCAGCAACAAGCAAAGCACCACGCCCCAGUCCGACUACGAGCUGAAAGACAUUCGGCCAGUCAAGACCGCAUCCUAUCAAACUGACAAUGGGACGCGUCUCCCCUCACCUACUCCAAGCGAACUGGAACAACACAUCGCACCCAACAUCCAACCAAACCCAACAGAAUGGGCCCCAGACCGGACAGCAAGCACCUGGAAAACCAAAUGGCGACUCCUAAGCGUUUGCCUCAUGAGUCUAGGAAAUGGCAUGAACGAUAGCGCCCCAGGAGCCCUAAUCCCCUACAUCGAAAAACACUACUCAAUCGGAUACGCAAUUGUCUCCCUAAUCUUCGUAACAAACGCCUUCGGCUUCAUCCUAGCAGCGCCAUUCACGCACUCCAUUGAAGCCAAAUUCGGUCGCGCCAAGAGCUACGCUCUAGCCCUGGCAUUGCAAAUCGCGGGCUAUAUCGUGAUCGUCUGCGAACCGCCCUUCCCCGUCGUGGUGGCUUGUUUCUUCUUCCUGGGAUUCGGGAUGGCACUGAGCCUCGCCUUGAGCAAUGUUUACUGUGCCAACCUGGCUGAUGCAACGACUGCGCUGGGCUUCUUCACGGGCUCUUAUGGUAUUGGCGGUAUUGUUGCGCCGUUAUUUGCUACUGCGAUGGUUUCGGCAGGAAUUCGGUGGUCGGUCUUCUAUGCCAUUACAUUGGCUGUGGCGGCUGUCAAUCUGCUAUUUGCCAUGUGGGCAUUCUGGAAAUUCGAAGAUGACGCCUCGGCCGAAGCGCAGAUGGCCCUGCGUGCUGGUAAUAUCACUUCUUCGGAAACAGAGCCUCUAUCCCGAACAGCGGUACUGAAGAAAUCUCUGCGCAACCGUACAACCCUCCUGGGCGCGCUUUUCAUAUUCGCCUAUCAAGGCGCUGAAGUCUCCGUCUCGGGCUGGGUUGUCUCGUUUCUAAUCAGCUACCGAAACGGCGAUCCCACACGGGUCGGGUAUGUCAGUUCGGGAUUCUGGGCGGGCAUCACAGCAGGCCGAUUCCUACUGACACAUCCGGCCUCGAAGCUUGGCGAGAAGAUUGCUGUUGUGGGCAUGAUAGCUGGAGCUGUGGCGUUCCAGCUGCUUACAUGGCUGAUUCCGAAUGUUAUUGGUGAGGCUGUCUCCGUUGCUGUUCUUGGUUUGUUGCUUGGCGCGGUUUAUCCUUGUGCGACUUCUGUCUUCACAAAGCUCAUUCCGAGGAAUAUGCAUAUGUCUAGUUUGAGCUUUGUUAGUGCGCUUGGGAGCAGUGGUGGUGCUGUUUCGCCUUUCUUUACCGGUAUCCUUGCCCAGAAUGUUGGUACUAUGGUUCUGCACCCGAUUUGCAUCGGCCUUUAUGGGGUUAUGGCUAUGAGUUGGCUACUUUUGCCGAAGGUUGUAAAGAGGACUGAGUGA